Hymenoscyphus albidus is the source of this 2134-nucleotide messenger RNA. The record is from the annotation of a GenBank genome assembly. NCBI's taxonomy places the organism in Eukaryota, Fungi, Ascomycota, Leotiomycetes, Helotiales, Helotiaceae.
CGCUCCGCCCCGCAUAGCGAAGGCUUUAUCAAGGCUUCAGAACGACAACUCUCCUUCCUCUUUACAUACAACCCGAAAUCGUUUACUAGUUUGGUCCUCAAAAGUCCAGAACAAAUCAGACUUGACAUCAUACCUCAAGAUGGUGUUUUUACUUGACUAUUUCCAACACCAAAAAGACUGGUAAGCCGAGCUGUCCUAUCUACUGCCCCACACGGCAUUAGGCCCCGCAACCAUAAAUGGGGAGAGUUCAAUGGAACCUUCAACAUCACUAACUCCCAUAUCCAGCAACCUCAAAAAAGCAGAACGAACACAAAGACUUCGAGAACUUCCUUCCUACUCAACACCCUUUAGUUCCUCGGAAAGAGAAGUCCUUUCAAAACCAAUUGAACAACUUGUUCGAGAUGUACACAAACAAGCCCUCCAACCAAUUGAUAUCCUCCGAGCCUACGGAAAGGCAGCUCUCAAAGCCCAGUCCAAGACGAAUAGUGUGACCGAGGUUAUGAUCAGCUCGGCUGAAGAAUGGAUUUCAGAUGGUAGCAUAAAUAUGAAAGGACCUUUGGCAGGAAUUCCGGUCAGUUUGAAGGAUUCGGUGGUGGUUGGUGGAUAUGACACUUCCGUGGGGUAUAGUUGCAAUGUAGGCAACAAACAGGAGAAAGAUGGAACGAUGGUGAGGCUCUUGAAGGAUGCUGGAGCGGUUCCGUAUGUCAAAACGAAUUUACCGGUUACGCUAUUGAGUUUCGAGAGCACGAAUGAUGUUUGGGGGAGGUGUACGAAUCCACAUAAUAACAAGUAUUCCCCAGGAGGUUCAACCGGCGGUGAGAGUGCAUUACUGGCUGCAGGUGGUGGGAGGAUUGGAAUUGGCUCUGAUGUUGCUGGGUACGUACGUCGCUUUUGGAUUGAGUUUGAAACCGCUUGUUGACAAUAUUAUAGAAGUGUAAGAGUUCCGGCACAUUUCUCUGGAAUUCACAGCUUACGAUGCUCGACUGGAAGAUGGCCGAAAAAUGGUAUGGUGACUAGUAUGCCAGGUCAAGAAGGAAUACCCUCGGUUUUCAGUCCUAUGUCUAGAACAUUGGAGGACCUCACAUAUUUCACCAGCUCACUAAUCGGAAUGAAGCCAUGGAAAUAUGAUCAUUCCAUCCACCCAAUCCCUUGGCGGGCAGAUACAUUCAAGGCGACAGAAGAAACGGAGAGGUUCAAAGUUGGCGUUCUGAGAACAGAUGGGGUAGUUGAUCCUAGUCCUGCCUGUGCUAGAGCAGUUGACGAAGUGGUAGCAGCACUGCAGAAAGAAGGACAUGAGGUUAUUGAUGUCCAUCCACCAUCGCCAUACGAAGCGCUAUACAUCGGAUCACAGCUUCUCAAUGCUGAUGGUUGCAGGACUUUCAAAUCCUUUUUCCGAACCGGCGAGUGGGAAGAUAGGGGAGCAAGGCAGAUGAGUUUUUACAUGCAGUUGCCAAGCCCUCUCAAAUGGCUGUACUACAUGUGGGUCAAAUACGUUCGUCGUGAUGAGAUCUGGGCCGGUCUCAUCAAGGACUGGAAGGAGAAAUCCUCUUAUGAACAGUGGAAAUUCGUCACCAAGAGAGAAGCUUACAAGGCAAAGUUCCACGACUGGUGGGAGAACGAAGCGAAGAUUGAUGUUAUGAUUACCCCACCCAAUGCUACACCAGCUACCCCUCAUGAUGCAAUGAAGGAUGCAGUCAGUAGCUGUGGUUACACAUUUCUGUUCAACCUCGUAAGUUCCGCUUCUUCAACCUCGAGAUGUAUCAGGAUACUAAUAUUAAGGUAGUUGGAUUAUACUUGCGGUAUCAUGCCGAUAACACACGUUGACAAGUCCCUGGAUCAACUUCCAUCAGAUUUCUCCCUGAAGAAAUUGAACGGGGUAGCUCAGGGGGCAUAUAAGCAUUACGAUGCAACAGCUAUGCAUGGGCUUCCUGUUGCCGUGCAAGUAGUAGGCCAAAGGCUGGAAGAAGAAAAGGUCCUUGCAGUCAUGAAGAGAAUUGAAGGUGCCUUGGGCGACGACAAGUACCAAUUAUUAGAUAUUGACUGAAUAUAAGUCGAAUAUCGGUACAGUAUGAUGAUCAUAUUAGAUGCUUAAAUGAUACCUAUGUAGCCAGUAUGAAUUUGAUCUUUCCCUCUC